CUAUCGGCUUAACUCUGCUGUAGGAGCGGUAGUUAAGACAACAGAUUAACCAAAUAAAAGUAUAUUUCUUUUUUUUUGGGUUACUGUGCGUGAUAAGGUUUAUGAGGGAAACUCCAAAUAUUCUUCAUAUUUAUACAUCGCAGUAAUUGGUUUACAAUUCUUGUCCUAGAGAAGGGAAAAACGGGUGUCACAGUUCUAAAAAAAGCGACGGUACCCAUUAAAAACGGAUGGCUUAUCAUACCAAAACGGACAUUUCGACGAUGGACAGCUCCAUCCAGCAGUGGAAGCUACACCCGACCUUGUUCAGUGCCGUCCAGGACCUUUGCCUGGAGCCGACCGCGCUUUUAACGACUGUCUUGACACGCACCACCACCGAUUUCGCGGAUGUGCUGGUCGACGGUCGGUGCGCGACAGGUAGCUCCACCGUCGGGACGGCGACCGCGAUAUGGCUUCACAAUAGCGGCGCCCUGAACACCCCUGGCGGGCAUAACCUCCCGUUGUACAAGACCCCGGCGGCGACCCACGAGAGACAGGUCCUAACCACACUCUACGCGGUGCACGCCCUCCUCACGAACCUCACGAGCCGUGCGAGGAACCAACGCGGUGGGAUCGGGGGUGGUGGGGGGCUGAAGGGCGUCGAGGUGAGCAUCCUGCUCGCCGCGAGCGAUACCUCGCUGGGGCCAAUGCAUGAUCUGGCGAAGAAGGUGGGCGGCCGGUGCAAGGUCGGGGUUUUCCUCGUACGCCAUGGCGAGUCCUUUUCGGAAGCCAUAGAGAAGGCUGUCAAGGCGAGUAGCGAGGGGAAGGCCUCGGAAGAGGGUGUCGUGUCUGCGCCCGCCGGGAGCAGCGACGAUAGCGCCGCUGCGGGUUUCCUGCUUGUGACCACGCUGAAGAGUUUCUUGGGGUGGAAUGGAUCGGAUUUUGCGCGUGGUCUGGCCGCGCGUCAGUACGGGGAGAGUGCUGGAGUCGCUGUCGAGGGCGAGCAUCCGAAGGAGGCUAUUCCGAAGUGUUUUGUUGGAGUGGUGCCCCACAUUGCGGCGCUGGUGGCUGAGGAUAUCGGCGUGCUGCAUCCCGGCACGGCGGACGAGGCUAGCUGGCAUGACAUCAUUGGGGGAAUACUGGUCGCGAGCGAGCGCGCGCACGCGCGCUCCAUCACCAUCACGCAUCUGUUCCCGCAUUUCAUGUGGUUGUGCUUGGGUCCGCUCUCGUCUCUUUCGCCGCUGGUGCGCAGUCGGCUCAGCCGUCGCAACCGGCGCCACUACCCACUCCUUCCGAACAACUACAUCUCAUCAUCAUCUGCCUCACUUGCGCAUUGUGGGCCGGGCACAACCUCGCCCAUGGAGAGCAUUCACAUGCGCUACCUUCUCUAUCUUGACGACAAGGAUCGGGAAGAGCAGUUACAGAUGAUUUUAAAACAAACCUACGUCUUUCAUCGGGCAUUGUUACUCACCCAUCACAAGGAUAUUCGUCAACUGAGUGCUAAAAUCCAGGCUAGUGGGCUCUACGAUAGCACAAACUCGAAUCCGUGUUUGACAACAAGCAUGGAUUCCCAUGCUGACAACUCUACCACUUCACCCUCUGGUGGGAACCAGGUGAACGCGUCGGAUAGUCGUCAGUACUUCCUUCUGCGUAGUGACGCUCCCGAGCGUCAGCAUAACUUGCUUCUCUCGUUCACGCAAUCCAAAAGUCAAGAGUCGACAUUGCUCAUUGGCUGGGAUACCUGCACGGCGGUGGAUCUCAUGGACAUCGACGUUCUAAUUCAAUAUUACCCUCCCCAGAAGUCGCUCACCGAGCAGGAGUGGGCGGAGUUCAUCCAAAUACUUCACACCACAGGCGACGGUGAGCUCAAGAUCGAGUCCAUGCUGCGCUCCAACCCGAACAACUCCGAGCAGCACAUCAAGCUCAAGGUGGCGCAACUCCGGGUGGGGCUCAGCACGAGCUCCCCGUUGAUCUCCUCGCGCUGCCGGCAGUCCCCGGUGAUUGUGACCUUCAUCGGGAACUCCGACUUCUCGCUUUGCGCGCACUUCAUCCAGCAGUACUACUACAGUGGAGGGACCGGGACGCUUCUCUCGGCCGCCGCCUCCUCCGCGCUUUCCGCGGUGACGACGACCCCUGGGCAGCCCGGGGUGUGGCUCCCGAGCGCGGACCCCGCGCACCUCCCCAUUCUGAACAUCUGCGCCUCCCACCCCCUCUUCCCACUCCUGGUGACGGGACUCGAGGAGGGCCUUGGGAGCGUCCUGCGGAGCCCACGGCCCCCAAUCGCGGAUAUGGAGGACCCUAUCACGAUCCGCAACGUCCUCAAGGUGAAGCUGCAGAAGGAGCGGGAGAUGCUGAGCCGGGCGGGGCCUCGUGGCGGUAGCACCGCGGGUGGUUCCAACGGGAGCCCCUUUACGGGUGGCGGGAACGCACGAAGUGGCGGCUCGCACGCGAUUGGUGCGUACAACAUCAUGAAUAGCGUCAUGUCGAACAACAACUCGCCAGCGGCGGCCUCGUUGGGGGUGAGCGGGAACAGCAAAAGCAACCCCAGCUUGCAGCUCCAGGGCCCCAGUGGCGGACAGUUGACGGAUGCGAGUAAUGGAAACGGUUCGGGUGGCCAGAGUAGCCGCAAAGGCCGGCGUGGGAAUAGGAACAAUCGGCGGCGGGGCUUGUCCGCGAGGAAAAUGUCCGGAAAUGGGGUGGACGUGGACGAUGAUAAGUCCACUUCCAUGAGGCCCGUCAUUUCCUUGUCCAACGUCCACCAAGUCAGCGCCGUGCACCGGCAGGAGCUGACAAGCGAACCGUCAAGGGAUAAAAGUGGAAGCAGCAACGAGAACGGGGGGGGCGGGCUGAACAACAAGGAUACGAACGACAUCCAACGACAACUGAAGGGCCUCAGCGGGACGCGGCGGGGCGGCAGGCGCAAGUCCCGCGCCGAUGGCCUCGAUGAUACCCCACAUGACAAGCAACUGAACGAAAACCACUGCGAGAGCGGCCCAAAGAAGGAUGAGGACGCGCAGAGGAUUAGAGGCAAUGUAUCACAGCCAAAAACCUCUAUUGCCGAAAUGUUCGCGUCCGCCGUGGCAGCGGAAGGUGCGGGCGAUACGACCAACAAACAGAGCGGUAACUCUAACCUUGAUGCUGCAAACAAAAAAAAAUCCACGGCACACGUGGUGGGGGGUAUGCUCGAGAAGAUUGGUGUUAAGGCGCGCGUGGAGUCAGGUGCUGGAAUCUAA
Phytomonas sp. EM1 is the source of this 3209-nucleotide messenger RNA. The record is from the annotation of a GenBank genome assembly. NCBI's taxonomy places the organism in Eukaryota, Euglenozoa, Kinetoplastea, Trypanosomatida, Trypanosomatidae.